AUGGCAGAUGAGUUUGAGAUAAAAGAUCUCGGUACCUUACGAUAUUUUCUAAGAAUGGAGGUAGCAAGAUCAGUAGAAGGGAUCUCAGUGUCUCAGAGGAAAUACACACUCAAUUUGUUGAAAGAAACUGGAAUGACAGGGUGUAAACCUGCAGAUACACCUGUAGAAGCCAACCUCAAUCUGAUAGAGUCAGCAGAUGAUGUUCUUGUAAACAAAGAAAGAUAUCAACGGCUUAUGGGGAAACUGAUAUAUCUGUCACAUACCAGACCUGAUAUAUCAUAUGCAGUUAGCUUGGUCAGUCCGUUCAUGCAGGCUCCAUGUGAAAGACACAUGGAGGCAGUCACACGGAUCCUGAGGUAUCUGAAGUCUUCUCUUGGAAAGGGCUUGGUUUUCAGAAAGCAUGAUAAAAGGUGUAUCAAGGCCUACACAGAUUCUGACUGGGCCGGUUCUGUUACAGAUAGAAAAUCUAUCUCAGGAUACUGUACCUUUGUGUGGGGAAACUUAGUUACUUGGAGAAGUAAGAAGCAAGGCGUCGUGGCUAGAAGCAGUGCCGAAGCCGAAUAUAGGGCAAUGAACUUGGGUAUAUGUGAAGAGAUUUGGUUGAAGAAGGUUUUGGUAGAUCUACAUCAAGAAAGUCAUGACUCGAUGGGACUUUACUGCGAUAACAAGGCUGCCAUUAAUAUUGCACACAAUCCGGUUCAGCAUGAUAGAACCAAACACGUUGAGAUUGACUGA
Molecule: messenger RNA, 735 nt
Organism: Benincasa hispida (wax gourd)
Lineage: Eukaryota; Viridiplantae; Streptophyta; Magnoliopsida; Cucurbitales; Cucurbitaceae
Source: RefSeq, a predicted model, not a curated record